AUGUUGACAAAUGACUGCUGCAAGGUGGCGGAUACUUUAAUGAACGAACAAUCAGUUGCCUUUGACCGAACGUCACUUCCGGGAUUGCUGUUGGCGGGCAGACGGGGAUUGCUAGCUGUGUUACUGAAGUUAUUGUAUUACUUAGCGUAUAGCCUUUUGAAUGGACAAAGAAGUUCAUCAGCAUUGAACCUCGAAGGGUUUUUUGUCUCGACUAUUGUAGCCCAGUCUGUUGCAAGCUUAAAACUCACCAGAAAUCACAGUUCAUCAAUUGACUUUACGACGCGUUCAGACGUUUUCAUCGUAACGGCUUCCUCAUUUCUCGUCAAGCUGGCGGCCAUAGCAGUGAAAGGCAAUACGGAGGAGGGGCAGCAGCAGCAGCAGCAGCAGCAGCCACCUAUAGUGCCUGAAACUCCCACUGGAGUUACAGAAACUACGGCAUCACCAGAGCAGGAAGAAGAAGAAGAAUAUGUGGUUGAAAAGGUUUUGGACCGAAGAGUGGUGAAAGGAAAAGUGGAAUUCCUGCUGAAGUGGAAGGGUUUCUCAAAUGAUGACAAUACAUGGGAACCAGAGGACAAUUUGGACUGCCCUGAUCUUAUUGCAGAAUUCAUGCAGAAGUACAAAGAGAAGGAGGAAAAAAAGAAGGAAGGCAAGAGAAAACCAUCCAAUGAAGCAGCUGGCACACCAGAGGAGAGAGCAAGCAAGAGGAAGAAGGACGAGGGUGAAAAAGUCAGAGGUUUUGGGAGAGGUCUGCAGCCAGAAAGAAUUAUUGGUGCAACUGAUUCAAGUGGUGAGCUGAUGUUCCUGAUGAAAUGGAAGAAUUCAGAUGAGGCUGACCUUGUCCCAGCCAAAGAAGCCAACAUCACUUGUCCCCAGGUGGUCAUCUCUUUCUAUGAGGAGCGCCUUACCUGGCACUCUUAUCCCGCAGAGGAAGAGGAGAAGAAGGAGGAGGGGAAAAAAGCUAAUUAAGUGAACACAUAAGUCAGAGAAUUUGAGGUGCAGGAUUGUAAUUAAAGUACAGUACUUACUCAUGUAAAUCAAGCUGACUGUAAUGCCUACUUUGGCAAGUGAGAAAAUUUCAGGGACUGGGGUCUUAGUUUCCACUACCGUAUUUUCGCGACCAUAAGGCGCACCAUAUUAUUGGGCACAGGUGUGGUACAAUUGUACCUUUAUUUUUGUAAGCAUAAGAACAAGCUUAUACCCCGCACCCCCACUACGACUGAUGCAAGCAUGUCACCAGUCAGCAUGCCAUUCUCACCCACAGUGUCACACCAAACCAAAAUCAUUACACCACAGCAAAAAGAACACAACCAGCGGACACGAAACCAAUGAGCAAAGAAAUAAUUGACACAGAACAUCCACUUCAAACACUAUCUACAGUCAUGUUUAGUGCAACAAAGCAUAUGGCUAGGUAGCGACUUUCGCUUAAAAAAUGGGGUAGCUUGCAUGCACGCUAUUUAAAAAGGCACUGCAGGCAAAACUGAGUUCAGUUGUACUUUGUUGAAGUAUUUAACAAUGUAAACAGUGAUUUUGGCUGCACUUUAUUAUUACUGAAGUAUUUAACAAUGUAUGUAGUCAUUUUUUUUUUAUUCAUCCUCAUCCACAAAUCUAUCAAAGUCAUUAUCUUCUGUAUCCAAAAUGAACAGCUUGGGAAGUUCUCCAUCAAACAGGCCAGGUUCCCUCUCGUUAUUCUCAUUGUCAAGAGUCAUUCUUGUUACCAUGCGGCUCCUCAUAUAUGAAUACUGGCUUUUAGACCAACAGUGUAAUCAGACAGGUUAGCCCAAGAAUCCACAAUCCUUUCACCAUUUGUGAUGUAACUCACCCAACGCUGCCUCCCAGUCUUAAUAAAGCUGUGUUCGGCAUUUGU
Molecule: messenger RNA, 1864 nt
Organism: Syngnathoides biaculeatus (alligator pipefish)
Lineage: Eukaryota; Metazoa; Chordata; Actinopteri; Syngnathiformes; Syngnathidae
Product: chromobox protein homolog 1-like
Exons: 6
Coding region: 1-966 (321 amino acids)
Biological process (GO): chromatin organization; negative regulation of transcription by RNA polymerase II
Cellular component (GO): pericentric heterochromatin; nucleus
Molecular function (GO): chromatin binding
Source: RefSeq, a predicted model, not a curated record